Messenger RNA from Leptopilina heterotoma, 2045 nucleotides. RefSeq lists its product as uncharacterized. The record is from RefSeq and is a predicted model, not a curated record. The transcript is spliced from 3 exons. The coding region runs from base 277 to 1875 and encodes 532 amino acids. NCBI's taxonomy places the organism in Eukaryota, Metazoa, Arthropoda, Insecta, Hymenoptera, Figitidae.
CCAUUUGCAACGUUGCAAAUCUAGUUGAAAAACGAAGAAGAAAGGAGUCUUAAAUAUUAUUAGUGUUUUUCAAAAAUACUUGAAGCUAACAUACUUGAGCACAGGGACGUCUUAAAGUCGUCCCUUUUCGCCAGCGGACAAUUCGGGGACAAUGAUGGUAAUGUCUCUGAGUCAUCAAAAAAACAACUAAAAAAGGGCAAAUAAUAUUAUCAGGAAUAAGAUUCAAUUAUAUCAGAACAUUUUGAUUUGGGAUAAAAGUUAUCAUUAUAAUAAAACAUGAUAAAAAUAGCAUUCAUUUGUUUACUCCUCACAAUAGUGAAUAGCGAGGGUCAGGAGUUAAAUAACAAUAAUUUAGAGAAAAUAAGAAUAUCUCUUUCUGAAGCGAAGAAAAUUAUGAAAGAUCAAUUGGUAAAAGAAGAUGCGGCAAUUUUGUUUAGCAACCCAAAAGCUGGGAAAAGUACAUUAGUGAAUUACUUAAUCGGCAGCAAACUAAAAGGUACAAAAAGUCCACUAUCCGAAGAAGAAAUAAUAGUAGUAAAGUCAAACAAUCAAUCAAAAGGACCAGAAAUUGGCAUUGGUUCCUUGUCAAAAACAACAAUUCCCACAAAAUGGAAAUCUACAAUUCUACCCAAUUUGGCCCUCUGGGACACUCCUGCAUUUUUUGACAAUAGAGGAUUAGUACAAGACGUAACUAAUGCCUAUUAUCUCUAUAAAUUAUUGAAAUCUGUAAAAUCACUAAAAAUUAUUUUAGUGGUAGACAUUCAAGAUCUUAACAGGGGAAAUGUUCAAAUGUUUUUAUCACUUCUAAAUGCUAUUGAAGCACUUUUUGGAAAUAACUUUAAAUCAUUUUUUCCAAGUGUAUCAGUGAUUUUCUCAAAAGUACCUGAGACUAUUGAUGAAAUUCCAGUUGAUUUUAAAUACAUUAGCAAUAAAUUAGAAAACGUCUUUUUACACCCUAAACUGAAAUCGUUUAAAAAUUCAAAAAAUUUCAUACAGUACAUUAUAGAUAAUAAUGAUCGCAUUGCUCUUUUUAAAAAAAUGUCAAAAGAAACAAAAGUUUCUUCUGAUAUUGAUGUUAAUAUUCUUUCGGUAAUCAAAAAUUCCAAAAUCAUAGAUGAAAGCUCUCUCAAAGAUACACAUCCCCAUAUUUCUGAUUCUUCUAUGAUUAUGCUGUACGAAGCUACUGAAGAAUUGCUGCCAAUCUCAAAAAUGGAUCAGAUAGAAAAUAUUGCUUCGCAAGCAUUACUCGAAGAUAGAAAUAAUAUUGAAAAUUUAAUCGAUGAAGAAAAUUCAAAUAAAAUAAAAAGCAUUAAAGAUGAAUUAACUAAUAAGAAAAACUCAUUUUCCCAUUCUUUAAUCGGGGAGAAUGAUAUUUACAGAAAAAUGCCAAUUCUAUUAUCGUUUCAUGAUGAUUUGAAAAAACUAAAUGAAGAAGAUAAAAUUUUAGAUAAAAUUGAACUUAUAAAUUAUAUUGAAACAAUAUUGAAUAUAAUUAUAAGUAAAGAUUUAAACUUCAGUUUUGAUACUAUUAUAGUCUCCUUAUAUUUAAAAUUGAAAACGGCUAUAUCUGUAUGUGAAACAGGAUUGAUGAUUUUGUCACCAGAUGAUUUAAUCAGUGAUGUUGAAAGCAGCGAAAAUGUACUAGGUAUGGACUAUGAACCAGUUGGUGAUGAAUCUCUAUUAACGUAUUCUACAAUAGAUCCUUUUUAUGACAGUCUACCAACGGAACCGACUUUCGAUAUUGAGAGGUGGAAUUCAUUUUUAGAUAUUGUAACCAACAUGACAAAGACUGACAUAAAAAAAAAUAUAUUUAAAACCUUUUUCAAAAUAACUAAUACUCUUUUAAAUAAGAAGUUAUCUGAAAGUUUCAAUUAGCGCAUGUGCGUUUAUGCUGUCCUGAUGUCUCUUGUAGAACUUCAAAAAGAAGUAUUUUUUAUAAUUUUAAUUUCAUAUAAUACAUUACUAUACAUAGAGAAAUAUUUGUUUAAUGGCUGAUUCCCCUAUUGAAAAUCCCCAUAUGGGAAACCACAUGGGAAACCACAUGG